This is a messenger RNA of Megalops cyprinoides (Indo-Pacific tarpon), 1749 nucleotides long. RefSeq names its product troponin I, slow skeletal muscle-like. Gene Ontology annotation, biological process: muscle contraction. NCBI's taxonomy places the organism in Eukaryota, Metazoa, Chordata, Actinopteri, Elopiformes, Megalopidae. The record is from RefSeq and is a predicted model, not a curated record. Gene Ontology annotation, cellular component: troponin complex. Bases 98 to 667 code for a protein of 189 amino acids. The transcript has 7 exons.
GCUGUGCAGACAUAAAAGCCCCCAUUGUCACAGCCUUCUGUUAACAGUACAGUAGUCUUCUCACAAAGCCACUCAGGAACAAAAAGACGCUAACAAAAUGCCGCCCAAAGAUGCCAAGCCAAAAUCAAAAAUCUCAGCCUCCCGAAAGCUCUCCCUCAAGAUCCUGCUCCUGACCAGGGCUAUGGAGGAGCUGGAGAAGGAGAAGCAGGACCGGGAUGAUGAGAAGGUGCGAUACCUGGGAGAGAAAAUGCCCCCUCUGCAGAUGUCUGGACUCUCAUUGGAUGACCUGCAGAAACUCUGCAAGCAGCUUCACACUAAAAUUGAUGUCGUGGAUGAGGAGCGAUAUGACUGCGAGGCAAAAGUCAUCAAGAACAAUCGAGACAUCCACGAGCUGAAGCUGAAGGUGCAGGACCUGGGCGGGAAGUUCAAGAAGCCGGCGCUGCGGAAGGUGCGCGUCUCCGCGGACGAGAUGAUGCGCGCCCUGCUGGGCUCCAAGCACAAGGGCUCCAUGGACCUGCGCGCCAACCUCAAGUCCGUCAAAAAGGAGGACAUCAAACAGGAGAAGGUGCUCACCACCGAGGUCGGCGACUGGCGUAAGAACGUGGAGGCCAUGUCUGGCAUGGAGGGCAGGAAGAAGAUGUUCGACGCGGCCGGCGGCACCCAGUGAGAGCUGGGACAGCAGGGCUCCCAUGACGACCGAGGAGGAGGAGCGUGAACGAUGAAGGGGCGGAGAGAGGGCGACUGUCUGGGAGCGAACGCUCCAGGAGGAAACACACAGAACCGUUGCAUGACGCAGCAGGUCCUGGAGGGCACCCUGGCCUGUUCUCUGAGAAAUUACCAGCAGCUUCCCUUACAGUUAUUACUAGACACAUGUAUCAGAGUGGUGCUUCUGAACUGUUUCAGAUAAAGAAUCCCUUAAAAUGCUUCUUAUGUCCAACCAACCACUUUCCCUGGGUUUUAUUCUCAUAGCACAGCCCUGGGUGCCUUCUCAGUUGUGCAGAGCUCAGUGCUGAUGACAUAAAGUAUCACCAAGCUGUGCUGGAGCAAGGUGUGGCUGGGAGGUAACUAAAGGUAUGAGUUACAUUGGGUAUCAGCCUGUUAGUCUGUGGAACAGCAUAUGAACAGUACAGACAGCUCACACAGUACCUUAUGAAGUGCCUGAUAGUCUUAAAAGACAGUAGUGGCCUAUACUGCCCUGUGGCUGGUACUAGAUUCCAGUAUGUGAUUCGGACCUCUAUUCAAUCUGACAGCAAUGGUAAUUAUUCUUAACUUUGAGAACCAGAUUUAAUAAAAAGUUUUGUUCCUUUUUUGGAUUUUUACGUACUUUGUUACUGUGAACCAUUGCUGAGCUUAUUAGCUUGUGUAAGACACUAAAGGUUGUUCCUACUUGUAACAAUUUGCAACCCAGAGUUAUGGGCAAAGCCUGCUGUAGAAAGAUUGAAUAGAAACCUUGAGCUGCUUUCCAGACUUAGUUAUGUUUGACACCUUGCCCUAAUUGCUCAUUCCCAUCUAUUGGGCACUGAGCUCAAAAGUGUCACUGCACAAUUGAAUCACCUGCCAUCUUUAAGCAUGAGCCACUUCUUUAUAUAACUGUAGAGUGCAUAUGUGGAGUAAGUCAUCUUAAUGCAGUUAUAUCUUUUUUUCAUAUGAGCACUAUUUAUUGUUAGAUCAUUUCUUUGUGUAUUUUUUUAAUUCUUUUGAACUUUUAGCAAUGUGGAGUAAUAAAUAGCCAAAAAUUGUUCUCAUGUG